UUUACACUAAUUUCAUAAACAAAUAAUGAUAAUUUGGCUCUGUUCUUCUUCUGCCCACUGUCCAGACAAUCCCUUUGCGACGCUCCUGUUUAGACUUUGAAGCUUUACCAUAGUGAUUUGAGUCGAUGUUUAAGUGUCCAAAAUCGCCACCUUUCUUACCAGUUCCUUCAUUUCGAGAUUGGCCCAUUGAGCCAAUUGAAGAACAAUUGUAGAGGCAUUGGCACACAGCCAGAUUGUUGGGUAUUGUUGAUGCAGUCGUUGAUGGUUGUGGGAGAAAGGCCGAUGACGGCGAUGGUGGUGUCGAGACGGUGAUUUAAAGCAUGCAAAUUCAAGAAAAGGAAGGAGAGGGGGGCUGGGUUUCCGGCCUUAUACAGCAGCAUGAGGAUGGAGGAGAUGAGGGAAGGGAGAGCGGGAGACAGAGAGAGCUGUACAGAGGUCGGAGGGAGAAGGGGGGACGGACAAUGCCGCCGCCGGAGGGCCAUCUAGCCGAUGGAAAAAAGAAGGGGAAGAAGAAAGGGGAAUGUCAAGGGGUAUUGUGGUAAUUUCACUGCUAAUAACAUUUAAUUCUUAUCUAAAAUUCCUUUUAUUCCAGGUUCCGUUAGGGCAGUUAACGAUUAUUUAACGGCCGCCACCUUAUUAGCCACCUUAUUAAAAACCGGAGGUAAACUCCGGCCACCAUUCUGUAAUUUUUAAAGUCCGGCCAAUAUUUUGUAAAAUUUGGAAAACUAUGACCACCACUUUGUCAUUUACUCUUAUAUUUUAUCAACUUUUCUUUAUAUGUCUGGACUUGCUACCGUGGACUGUGGUGUUGUAAACAAGUUCCAACUCAAAAUACCAACAGCUAUAACAAAAACCAUUUCAUUUCUAUUUCUGUUUCUUCUGCAAUAAUGUCUGGUUCAACAGUUGAGCACUUUACCCAUCCAAAACACCCAUUGAGAUUGAAAGAGGAUGAUGUUAUUGAAUCUGAUGCUACCUGUUCUGUUUGCGACCAAUCCGUUAUUGGCUCUCCAACAUAUACUUGCAGUCGCAACUAUAUCGCUUGUCAAAAGUUCUACCUUCAUAAGAGCUGUGCUCAACUUCCCGCAGAGAUUGUUCGCCCUAUGAAAGACCCACACCCGCUUGCUCUACAGCGACGGUCUAGUUCCAGUUGUAAUAUUUGUCGUCGUCGUCAUCUGAGGGUCACUUAUGCAUGUGAGGAUUGUGAUUUUGACAUAUGUGUCAUUUGUGCUUUUGCUUUUGAAAACAGAGUGAUUAGUCAUCAAGGUCAUCCAGAGCACACACUCACUUUGCAGAGGCAAGCUUUGUUUAGCUGUGAUGCUUGUUACGAGAAAACGGAAGAUUAUUCCUAUGUGUGCCUCCCCUGUGACUUUUGGUGCCACAAAAAGUGUGCUGCUUUUCCUCCCAUAGUUCCAUCUCCUACUUAUCACCACCAUCCUCUCACUCUUAUCUUCUCUAUUCCACUCGAGCAUCGCUACUUCUCUCGUCACUGCGCCAUCUGCAAAGAACGGAUUGGAACCCGCAGUUGGUCAUAUUACUGUCACACAUGCACAUUCUUUGUGCAUAUGAAAUGUUCCACGUCCACAAUCUCUUUCCAAAACGAGAUGGAAGAAAAUGUCAUUGUUGAUAAUAAUUCUGAUUUGGUACAAUUUCCUCUACCGGGCGUGGAAUCACUAUUUGAUUUCAUUAUCACCCAGUGUAGCAAGUUUCAAGUUGAAAUUCAAGGGGAUGAUGAAAACAGGGCCACUCUAUCAACAGUGAAUGAUGAUCCACAUAUUAUUGUAAGACACUGGAGUCACCGGGAGCAUCCACUGGAACGGCUCCACUUCACUGUUAGUGUAGAUGAGAAUGACGACGAUAAUAACAAUGACAAUGAUGUUGAUAAAAGGGCGUUGAUAUGUGAUGGGUGCGUUCAACCCAUAACGAUUUCUCAUCCAAGUUACUAUGCGUGUGUGGAAUGUGGUUUCUUCCUCCACUCCUUCUGUGCCAAUAAGCUGCCACGUGAGUUGCCUGCAGGAGCAUCUCCUUUUCACCCCCACCAUUCACUCCUUCUCAACCAGCUCCUGAAAUUCUAUAGUUUUGUGCAAUGCGUAAUUUGCAAUAGCCUCACGAACGGGUUCUACUAUGAAUGUAAGACUUGUGAUAUCAAGGUCGAUCUCCGCUGUGUAUUCUUGCCCACCAGAGUUAGGCAUCAAUCUCACAAACACCACUCCCUCAUUCAGCGCCCAUCCACCAGUGAAACGUGUCCUGUAAGUGGUUUUUCUAUUACUGAUACAUUGGUAUAUGCAUGCGAAACUUGUAGUAGCGUCGAGAUUAGUAUAUGUUGUGCAUUUUAUCCAAGUAGGAUGAAACACAAGUAUGACGAUCACUCUCUCAUCUUGAGACUCCCUCCAUUCUUCUACGAGGGAGUAUUUUAUUGUCAAAUUUGUGAAGAACAAGUGAAUAAUCAGUGGUGGCUUUAUCAUUGUGACAAAUGUGAUCAGUCUUUUCACGACUAUUGCCAAUGUUCAUACAAUAAUGUCAAACCAGGAGGAACAAUCAAGCAUAGUAUUGACAAUAAACCACACACACUUGCACUGGUUUUAAAGACAACUACAAGAAGGAAAACUCCACCCUUCUCAUGUGCUAUUUGUGGACAUGGCUACAGAAAUCAGUUCUUUUUCGAAUGUGAUGGAUGUGGAUAUCUUGCCUGCGUCUUCUGUAUAAGAAGAGUACAUGGUGCAAAUAAGUUUUGAUCUCCCCAGGCUUAAUUCGGAUCUCCCCUCCCUCGUCAUCUGUUUUUUGUAUUCUUUCGAUUUCGUGAUUUGUUUGCUAAAAUUUGCUAUUUUUUUUUUUUUUUAUACUUCUCAAGUAAUAUCACCGUUGUUCUCAUC
Molecule: messenger RNA, 2870 nt
Organism: Daucus carota subsp. sativus
Lineage: Eukaryota; Viridiplantae; Streptophyta; Magnoliopsida; Apiales; Apiaceae
Exons: 2
Coding region: 888-2732 (614 amino acids)
Source: RefSeq, a predicted model, not a curated record